Dunckerocampus dactyliophorus (ringed pipefish) is the source of this 3329-nucleotide messenger RNA. RefSeq names its product transmembrane protein 50A (gene tmem50a). Gene Ontology annotation, biological process: late endosome to vacuole transport via multivesicular body sorting pathway; protein targeting to vacuole. The coding region runs from base 1236 to 2183 and encodes 315 amino acids. The record is from RefSeq and is a predicted model, not a curated record. Lineage: Eukaryota; Metazoa; Chordata; Actinopteri; Syngnathiformes; Syngnathidae. The transcript is spliced from 12 exons.
UCCCUGAUUAAUUUGUCUGCACAGUCAGGGACAUUUGACAAGAAAUGUGGGGAAAAUCAUGAGUUAUAAUUGGUUACAUUUGUGAUUAUUGUACUUGACAGUAAAACAUUUAUUUUUUUUUUACCAAAGUUUAGACUGCAAUUGGUGAACUUUUCCUUCCGUUUUUUAGAUCAAAUGCUCUCAGUUGCUCUGCAAGCACUGCUGUGUGUGAACAGUAAAGGCCUCAAGGGAUACAUGACAUCUUUGACACAAGGCACAUCAAUGUCCUAUGAAUGUUAGAGAGCAAAAUAUAAAGAAAAUACACAUGAUUGAACAUAUAAAGCAACAAUAAUGCAACCAUAAUGUGUUAUUAGGGGUGUCAUGAGAAACUCAGUUCACGAGAUGAUACAUGUGAUUGGGUCUACGAGAAUGAGACGAGAUGAGAUUUUAACAUUACUUUUACAAGUACAAUGAAACAAUAUAUUCCAAUAUAUUGCAAUCUGCUAAUAUAAUUUCUACUAUGUUACAAUUCUUACUCUGUGUAUGCUAACGACCCCGCCUCCACCCACGCAGACAACUUGACAAUUGUUCAUGCUGUUGUAUGGAACAAACGUGGCGAGGUGCUGAGACCAAUGCACAGAGAACUCUCUUCAUGCCUGUUUUGGAGGCAAGAGACGAGGCAAAACGGUCACGCAUGCACAUGGCAGUCUAUUGAGGCCUGCUAAAUUAUCAAGUUCAUUUUCAUUUAUUGUGAGACUUUUUUUCUGAAUGAUAAAUCUUGUCACGUUUCAAUCUCUCGAGAUCUUGUGACCCCUACUUGUUAUGCAUAACCAUGUGUUGUUAUGCAUAAAGAAAGUUAUUAUAAAAUAUAACUAUUGCAUACAUUAUUAUAAAAUGUAUUGUGAGACAAAUACCGGAAAUAGCCAACAGGACUUUGCUUUGUUUAAAUAAGAAAAUACCAUUUACAGUAUUCCGAAAUAUGUUUGAAAUAUUGCUGACGUCGCAGCCCAUGUCAAGCAUUUUUAUCCAACUCGAUGACUACAAUAGGCAGAAUCUAAAACAUAUCCCCGGCUCUCUUCCGUGUAUUCAAAACAUGGCCCAUUUUGUCCCACACCCAUUGAAGGCACCACUAUCAAUAGCUGCUCAGUGUUGCUUUCAACUGUGUUGGUGAACUGCGCAUGCGCGUGACCGAGCUCUUCGAAGCAAAGUCGGGCUGAUCCAAGGGGUCCACAUCAAAAAUAUCCAAAAUAAGAGUCAUGUCAGGGUUUCUGGACAGGAUCCGGUGCGGAGACUGCGAGUGCAGUGUGGACUGGAGUGAAAGAAGAAACACCGUCGCCUCUAUAGCUGCUGGAGUUCUGUUCUUCACUGGUUGGUGGAUCAUCAUAGAUGCAGCAGUGAAGUAUCCUCAGCAGGAUGAGUUCCCCCAUGCUUAUCACACAUGUGGAGUCAUCGCUACAUUGGCUUUUCUCAUGAUAAAUGCUGUGUCAAAUGGCCAGGUGAGAGGCGACAGCUACAGUGACGGCUGCAUGGGACAGACAGGCGCUCGUGUGUGGCUCUUCAUUGGCUUCAUGAUGGCUUUUGGCUCGCUCAUUGCUUCCAUGUGGAUCCUGUUUGGUGGUUUUGUCGUCCCUCAUUUACCAGAGUCAAAUGAGUCAUCAGUCUUGUGUUCCAUUAAUGUUACCCUUCCCGGGCUGAGUGAAGAUUUAACAACAAAUGAGUCAACAGUCCUGUGUUUCAGAAACGUUACCCUUCCCAGUCAGGUUAAAGAUUUAACAACAGAGCCAGCAGUCGUGUGUGUCGAUGACAUUACCCUUCUGGGUAACAUUACCUUUCUGGGUAGCAUUACCCUUCUGGGUAACAUUACCCGUCUGGGUAACAGGGCCCGUCUGGGUAACAGGGCCCGUCUGGAUAACAUGGCCCUUCUGGAUAACAUUGCCCUUCCGGGAAACAUUACCCUUCUGGAAAACAUUACCCUGCCCAGUGCAAGGAAAGAUUUAACAACAAAUGAGUCUUCAGUCCUGUGUUUCAAAAACAUUACCCUUCCCAAGCUGAGUGAAGAUUUAACAAAAACAACAGAGUCAGCAGUCGGCAUUGAAGAGGAGCCUGUUGUGUACCCUGGGAUAGCCAUUUUCUUCCAGAAUGCAUUCAUUUUCUUCGGGGGUUUGGUCUUCAAGUUUGGACGUACAGAGGAUCUGUGGCAAUAGCUGACUCAAGUGUGGCUGUCUGUUUUUAAACACAGCUUUCUAUGUCGUAUGAGACAGUAUGCUUCUGGCUUCAGCCAUUAUUCAUCACUUUAUACGUUUGCUUUUUUAGUUAAGAAUUUACAUAUUUAAUUUAUAAUUUUGUUGCUGUUUUAAAAAGCUAAGUCAUAACCAAGCACAAACAUUAGAGAUUUUGACAGGUUGAAUAUUUGCAACUGUGGGACAUUUUAAAAUGUUGUUAAAAUGGGAUACAACUUGUGUAUAAUAGGUGUGUAUAUUGUAGGGAUGUUCCGAUCAGUGGUUGAUGCUGAUGACGAAACCGACCAUCCAGGACUGAAAUCGACCCAUACGAUCACCUGGAUUAAUUACACAUUUUUCACUUUGUGAUGAGUGCUUUUGGCCGUAUGAUAUUAAAGGAACCAUAAAAUCACCUUGAUUUAGACAAUCAUAUUUGACUUAGUUUUUAGAGGACGAGACGCCUUUAAGGAGACUUCGGGCAUAAGAGUACAUUUUUCGUGGUAUUAGCUUAAUCUUCUGACUGUCUCGCACAUUGGGGCAACUGAUCACACCAUGAGCCUCGAAAACUCACCACACUUCAAGUGUUCUUCAAAUGCUAAAAGCUUUUUAACAUGCUACCCCUGCAAGAUAGUUUUUGUGGCAUGUGUUGGUAGUUAAUUUGGUAGUUAAGGAAAGGGGGAGGAGCUUAAGACGUUAGUUAGGUCAAGACACUACGCUGCACGCAUGGAUCACUGCGAAUUGCAAUAGCACUAGCCACAGGUGAUUUUUGUGAUCGGAUCAUGUUAUUUUUCACGGAAAUCGUCCGAUACUGAUGGGUGGCCGAUCGAUCGGAACAUCCCCAGUAUUUUGGGAAAUAAUAGUCUGAAACUGUCCAAAUGCCAGUGUGCAUGCAUACUAUCCCACCAAUUUAUCGAACCUGUCAGCUGAGUAAAGAAAACCUUGUCAUAAAAGAUGUCUCUGAAAUAACCAACUGAGGUCGGCAGUUUUCAUGCAGAUUUAUUCAGAUAUCAGUCUUACGUUAACGCUUCAUAACUGCCCAAUGGAUGUAAUUCUUAUGUACGUCCAUUUCUUUGAGAAUGGGAUCAAUCUUCUCCUACUAUGGCAUAAUUAAACAGACAUUUUGAGCAGGAA